Sus scrofa (pig) is the source of this 635-nucleotide messenger RNA. It is a transcript of the gene SOD1, whose product is annotated as superoxide dismutase 1. Gene Ontology annotation, molecular function: copper ion binding. Gene Ontology annotation, biological process: superoxide metabolic process. NCBI's taxonomy places the organism in Eukaryota, Metazoa, Chordata, Mammalia, Artiodactyla, Suidae. The record is from RefSeq and is marked provisional.
CGUCGGCGUGUACUGCGGCCUCUCCCGCUGCUUCUGGUACCCUCCCAGCCCGGACCGGAGCGCGCCCCCGCGAGUCAUGGCGACGAAGGCCGUGUGUGUGCUGAAGGGCGACGGCCCGGUGCAGGGCACCAUCUACUUCGAGCUGAAGGGAGAGAAGACAGUAGUAACGGGAACCAUUAAAGGACUGGCUGAAGGUGAUCAUGGAUUCCAUGUCCAUUUUGGAGAUAAUACACAAGGCUGUACCAGUGCAGGUCCUCACUUCAAUCCUGAAUCCAAAAAACAUGGUGGGCCAAAGGAUCAAGAGAGGCACGUUGGAGACCUGGGCAAUGUGACUGCUGGCAAAGAUGGUGUGGCCACUGUGUACAUCGAAGAUUCUGUGAUCGCCCUCUCGGGAGACCAUUCCAUCAUUGGCCGCACAAUGGUGGUCCAUGAAAAACCAGAUGACUUGGGCAGAGGUGGAAAUGAAGAAAGUACAAAGACGGGAAAUGCUGGAAGUCGUUUGGCCUGUGGUGUAAUUGGGAUCACCCAGUAAACAUUCCCUCAUGCCAUGGUCUGAAUGCCAGUAACUCAUCUGUUAUCUUGCUAGUUGUAGUUGUAGAAAUUUAACUUGAUAAACAUUAAACACUGUAACCUUA